CCAAACAGCCCCCGUAGUGUGGCGGCUACUUUUUCCGCGUUAACCUACAUUAUAGCAGCGGCGCGAGCGACUACCACUAGCAGAACGUAGACGCGCGCUCCCACGGACUGGUCGCGGCCAACUACUGGUGCGGAUCCGGUGCUAUUGUAUUACGCGUACGACGUCAUAUAGUGUGCAGUAAGCGUGCCGCGCGCCCCUAGCGAUUUUUAGCCGCAGAUUGUGCCGAUUCUCUAGUGUUUUAUGUACAGUGAUUGAAGUUGCUAGUGAGAUAAAAAGAAGACUAGGAUCGAUUUCCAUCGGCGAAGUGACUCCGAUGUCUCUUGGUGCUCGAAGUGAAAUUUGAACCAGAAUCGUUAUAGAGGCAAAAAAUGACUAUGGACAUAAAUAAAACUGAGCCAAACAGAAAUGGUUCCAGCCAGCAGGAAUGCGCUGGAUGCAGAAAACCCAUCACCGAGAGGUAUCUGCUGAGAGCGUUGGACAUGUAUUGGCACGAGGACUGCCUCAAGUGCGGAUGCUGCGAUUGCAGACUCGGCGAAGUGGGCUCGACCUGCUACACCAAAGCCAAUCUCAUACUCUGCAAGCGAGAUUACUUACGAUUAUUCGGCAACACUGGACACUGCGCGGCCUGCAGCAAGGUAAUACCGGCCUUCGAGAUGGUCAUGCGAGCCAGAACGAACGUCUAUCAUCUCGAGUGCUUCGCCUGUCAGCAGUGCAAUCACAGAUUCUGCGUGGGCGAUCGCUUCUACCUGUGCGAGAACAAAAUUCUCUGCGAGUACGAUUACGAGGAGCGGCUGGUGUUCGCGAACAUGGCGCUGCACCCGCCGGCCUCGGCGACCCUGGCGCACAUCAAACGACAGGUGACACAGCAUCUGCAACCUCCGCAGGCAGUGGGAGUCGGCGGAGCUGCCGGAGCCGCGGGUGCUGGCCAGGCUGGUCAACGACAGACGAACGGGCCCGUGGAUCAGCAAACGACGGCGAGCCACAACGGCUACCCAGGCGUGCCAACGAGCUCGGCCGGAGGUCCGAGUGGCGGCAAUCCCGGCGGCAUGGGCAAUCUCGCCGGCCUCAACGGCAUAGGCGGGCCCCAGGGCGCCGGCGCUUACGAGACCAAAUGACAAACGAAAUAGAAGAGACUCGAUUUCUCCUGAAUCUCGUCGUCGUUGGACGCAGAUCAUCAGCAGCAGCAGCGCAGGAAGAGAAGAAUCGCACGAAUCAAGCGCGGAUGAUCGAGGAAGAUUUUUACGGUUGGCGUGCGAGUAUUUUAUAAGAAAGAAAGAAAUGAAUGUUUCAUUUGCUAAUCGAAUUCAAAUACAACUUAUCACGAAGUAGAUAAUUAAUAUAUUAUAGUCUCGACGUCGUUCAUUGAAUGAAAUAUUGGUGCUUUCUGUAGAGAUCUCAGUUUUCCAAUGAGUUUUGUUCAAAAGCAAGAAGAGAGCGGGAAUAGUAAAUUUUGUUGAAAAACUAAUGAUUUUUACGUGAUUAUGAUUGAUUAAAUUCAGAAACUGUAUAUGUGAAAUGUAUAAAUAUUAUUGUAUACUCGACGUAUUGUACACACGAUUGUGUUAAAUUUUUUUAUACUCGAAGUUAUAGUUGCUGUUUGUUACCAAGUUAACGACAAGACUGUUACGAAAUUUUUUUAUAUAAUAAUUGAAUGUUAAAACCAUGAAUGAAUGAUUUAGAACGUAUCGACGGAGUUAAAUAUCGUAUUCAAUUCAAUGAGUUUUCCUAACGUACUCAACGUCACUUUUUUAAUAAAACAAAAUAAAAAAUCGUAAAUAAAAAAAAUGAUUCUUUUUAGGAUGAUCGGUAAAGUGGACGACGCUUUAAAGAUCGAAAUCGUACUCGAGGAUACCCCGUGGGGCUCGUACGUCAGGGCGAAACCCGCGGGCUAUGUAAGGAUUGUUUCAACUUUCAAAAUCUUCUUCCGCGUCCGGGGCGAAAAAGGCUAGAUUGAUGUCGCGAACUUUUGUGCGUGUGCCGCCUUAUUUGCGAGUCAGAUAACGAGACUGAGUUAUGUCUCAAGUUUCGCGCGCAGCGAUUUUACUAUCGUAUACUUUUAGCCCAUUCGCCAGCGCAAUGUUUUAUUUCCCUCCGAUUUUCCUUCGCGAAGCUAUGUAUACCGUCUAAUUUUACUGAACGUGAAUUUUUACCCUUUGAUUUAUUCCUUCCUCUUCUUUCUCUGUUCAUUAUAGUAUUGUGAUACGAAAAAUUUCCGUUGGUAUUAGUAAAAAAACGAGUGAAUGAAAAUUAAAUAAUAAAAAAACUUGAAUAGCCAAAACUAGAAUAUUGAUACUCGAAAUGUUAUAUGAAUUUCAGUUGUAAAUCAUGUUUGUAAUCAUCGCUACGUAAUCCAAUCAAGACUGAUCGAGCGAUUAUUCAUUUUAGUUAUUUUAUCUUCUCCGCGAGUCUCGAAAAAACAUAAAAAAGAACCAAAAAAAAAAUAUCCGGACUUCGCAAUAUAACUGAACGAGUAUACGCACGAACGUUCCUAAAGUUAAUCAAUAAACAUUAUAAACGAUUCAUAAACAUUUCGACGUUUUCUCAUAUCGUAUAAUUAUUCUUGCGUAGCAAUUGCAUAACAGUCAUGAAAAACAAAAGAGCAGAGUAAUCGAGAAAAAAACAGUGCAUUUGCGAAAUUGUAAUCAACAAAUAAAAUUAUUCGACUGUUGAUAAAUGCUCAGUUGUUAUUUCUAUCUCCCUACAAACCUAUACUUAAAAAAAACAAUCAAGCAAUCGCUUAGAAUGGAAAUAAAA
Messenger RNA from Trichogramma pretiosum, 2754 nucleotides. Its product is annotated as LIM domain only protein 3-like. Gene Ontology annotation, cellular component: nucleus. Gene Ontology annotation, biological process: positive regulation of transcription by RNA polymerase II. The coding region runs from base 369 to 1115 and encodes 248 amino acids. Lineage: Eukaryota; Metazoa; Arthropoda; Insecta; Hymenoptera; Trichogrammatidae. Gene Ontology annotation, molecular function: DNA-binding transcription factor binding; transcription coactivator activity. The record is from RefSeq and is a predicted model, not a curated record. The transcript has 6 exons.